CAACAGCAGGCGGACACAUCGACAAGGAGUUGUGGGACAACAUGAAGUACAUCAUUGUUUGUGCAUUCUUCGCUGUGGUAGCUGCAUCGCGCACUCAUCACCUGGUGUUGGUGAAACCUGAAAUUCCCACGACUGAAUACAGAGAACAGGAUUCCAAAGGAUUUUACUCAUUCGGCUACAGUGGCGAAGAGUCUGCCAAGGCAGAGUAUACCACCCGUGAUGGCUCCUCAAAGGGAUUCUAUUCGUACAUCGACUCAGACGGUAAACUUCAGACUGUGAAAUACGAAGCUGGUCGUAAACAAGGAUUCACAGCGUCGGCCACCAACCUGCCAGUCCAACCUGUUGACAACAACCAACCUCCAGAGCAAGUUACCGAUACGCCUGAAGUUGAAAUGGCCAAACAAGCCCAUUUUGAGGCAUAUCGUGAGGCAGCCCUUAAAGCAGCUAUGGAAGCCGACACCGAUGAAAUAGAGAACACUGAGAUGCAGCAGGCAUCAGCUGAAGCCCAACACAAUGCUGAAUUGCAACAGAACACGCGAGAGCAGCUCUUAAAUCGACAAAAUACACGGGAGCAAUUGCUUUCGUUACUGAGAGAACACGAGGAGGAGAGGGCCCGCGAGGAGCAACAAUCCCAGCUGAUGACUACCUACAUUAUAAGUGCUCAGGCCGAGGCACGCAGUCAUGGUGGAACAGGUCAGUCUCACGCCCAGGCACAGGCUCGUAUAGAACCUCAUGCAGGCCGAUCGGCUUUAAGGACAGUCUACAGCAUGGAAAAUGCCGAUUCCAAUGUUAUACUCAAAGUAGGAAAUGGAAAUGACAAUGCCAUUGCGCUGGCCACUUCAAAUGGUGGAGACCAAAGUGACAAUGGAGGUGACAGUGCCAACGACAGCGCCGACAAUGACAACGGAAAUGGUAAUGGCAACCUCAUCGAUAUUACCAACUUGAGAUCCAUUAAUCUAUGGCAGGAUGAGCCAAACAUACAAAAUUCUCAAGAUUCCUAUUUCACCGUAGACAAUCCCAAUACCCACUACACCGUCGAAAUACCCACGGUAUUGACAACUUUGCCACGCAUUGAAUCGAUUCGCGUGGGUGGCAGCGGUCGUUUACCAUUGGCCAAGAGUACCACAUAUAUAACUCAACGUCUAAAUUCUCCCAACCACGUCUGGGCGGACAGUAGCUAUGUGUAUCCCGUGCCAUCACAGCAGUUGCAAACUCCCAUUGUGAUUACCAAAUCUGCGCUGCAUCAAACACAGCCUCAACUGCAGCAGUACUUUACACAGGACUCUUUGGGCCAAUAUUCUUAUGGAUACUCCGAACCAUUGUCGACUAAACAAGAAAUCCGCACACUGAAUGGCAUAACUGUCGGAUCCUAUUCGUAUGUAGAUGCACAUGGAGUUUUGCAAACGGUCGAUUACACUGCUGAUGAGGAUGGCUUUCGUGUUGGCGCCACCAAUUUGCCCAUUGAUACUCAAAAGCCUGCCACUGAAACUCCGGAAGUGGCCUUGGCGCGUCAGCAACAUUUGGCUGCCCAUCAAGCUGUACUUAGUGGAGACAUUUCCUCUUCGGCCAUAUUGCCCCAACCCGUAGAAGACACUGCCGAGGUAGCUGCGGCCAAAAAGGAAUUUUUCGCACGUUAUGACCUAGAAGUGGAAAAUCAAAAUCUGCUUCGCAAGCUCAAUCGACCAAAAAGUCAGAGUCCAUCUCCACUACAAAAUGCAAUGCCCGGUGUUAGGUCUCCCCCGCUAUCCUCCUACAAAACAUCCACACCUCACUCACCCCACAUCGGCGCCAAAUACGGCUUUUAUCGAAAUGUUCUUCCCGUUUUGCCGCAGCGUUUCUAUUUGCCAAUUGUUUAA
Molecule: messenger RNA, 1856 nt
Organism: Stomoxys calcitrans (stable fly)
Lineage: Eukaryota; Metazoa; Arthropoda; Insecta; Diptera; Muscidae
Exons: 2
Coding region: 42-1856 (604 amino acids)
Cellular component (GO): chitin-based extracellular matrix
Molecular function (GO): structural constituent of chitin-based larval cuticle
Source: RefSeq, a predicted model, not a curated record